Messenger RNA from Batrachochytrium dendrobatidis JAM81, 2693 nucleotides. RefSeq names its product peptide alpha-N-acetyltransferase complex A subunit NAT1. Bases 52 to 2670 code for a protein of 872 amino acids. Gene Ontology annotation, molecular function: protein binding. The record is from RefSeq and is a predicted model, not a curated record. Gene Ontology annotation, biological process: N-terminal peptidyl-methionine acetylation. Lineage: Eukaryota; Fungi; Chytridiomycota; Chytridiomycetes; Rhizophydiales. Gene Ontology annotation, cellular component: NatA complex; cytoplasm. The transcript has 12 exons.
CCAACCGAUCAAUAACUAGUCGACUAUUAAUAGGUAGAAUUUACUAGGUAAAUGAUGACUGCAAGUUCUACUGCGACUGCUCGUACUUCUAGGGAACUCCCUGCCAAGGAAUCUGCUAUUUUCAAGACUGUUCUUAAAUUCUAUGAGAAUCGACAGUAUAAAAAGGGACUCAAGGCAGCAGAGACCAUUCUCAAAAAGUAUCCAAACCAUGGAGAAACUCUCGCCAUGAAGGGUUUGUUUUGCAGUAAUUUGAACCGCAAAGAUGAAGCUCACAGCUUCAUCAAAAAGGGGAUUGUCAGCGACAUGACCUCUCACGUUUGCUGGCAUGUAUAUGGUUUGUUCCAUCGAGCUGAACGCAAUUAUGAAGAAGCGCUUAAAUGCUACACGCAUGCCUUGAGAUUUGACAAGGAAAACCAACAAAUUAUGCGUGAUUAUUCUCUGCUUCAAAUCCAGAUGCGCAACUACGAAUCUUUCAAUGAUAUUCGCCAUAAAAUGUUGAAUUUAAGACCAAAUCAACGAGUCAACUGGAUCACUCUUGCAGUCUCAUAUCACUUGCUUAAAAAUUACGAGAUGGCUGAAAAAAUUAUGUCUUCGUAUGAAGAAAGCAUGAAUGAGGAGGCUCCCGGACCUCUGACCGAGUAUGAAAACUCUGAAAUGAUGUUGUAUCAUAAUUUGAUUAUUGAAGAAAGUGGCGAUUAUUCUCGCGCCUUGGCUCAUCUUGAUACUUUGCGAGGAAAGGUGAUGGCUGUGCGUGAAUGGCGUGAAGCAAAAGCACGUAUCUUGCUGAAAAACAAAAUGUCUGCAGAAGCUCAAGUGGAAUAUACUCGUCUUAUUAACGAAAACCCAGACUCGAUUGCUUAUCUUGAGGGGUAUCGUACGGCUCGAGGACUUGGUGGUCAUUUUACUGAUCGUGCAUCUAUUGAUCGUGUCCUACGUAUGUACCGAGAACUUGGCGAAAAGUAUCCUCGUUCUCAUGCCAUUCAGCGUCUUCCUCUCAACUUUGUUUCUGGCGACGAAUUCAAAACCAUGAUAACCUCUUACUUGGUUCCCCUGUUUCGCAAGGGUGUUCCUUCUCUUUUUGUCUCGCUUAAAGAUUUGAUGGCCGAUCCCGAAAAAGAAGAGAUUAUUGCAGAGGUUGUAGAAAAGUAUUAUGGCUCACUUAAAGCUAAUUGUACAUUUUCAUCCGGCGAUACUGAAAAGGAAUCUCCAACAGCGUUUCUUUGGGUGGUAUAUUUUUUGGCACAAUUCCAGGAUCGUAAAAGAAAUAUAAUGCGCGCAUUAGAGUUUAUUGAUGAAGCAAUUGCACAUUCUCCAACUGUUGUUGAGCUAUACAUGACCAAGGCUAGAAUUUUCAAGCAUGCAGGUGAUCCUGCUCAAGCCAUGAUGUUUAUGAACCAAGCACGUUUUUUAGACCUUCAAGAUCGUUGCAUCAAUUCCAAGUGCACAAAGUACAUGCUUGCCAACAACGCUCUCAAGGAGGCCGAGGAAACAAUUAGUCUUUUUACUCGCGCUGAAUCGGUAGAUCCUAUUCAUGAUCUUAUUGAUAUGCAAUGCAUAUGGUAUGCUCAGGCCAGUGGUGAGGCCAAUCUGCGUAUCGGUGCCUAUGGCCGAGCAUUGAAAAAUUUUCACCAGAUUGAAAAGCAUUUUGUCGAAAUCUAUGACGAUCAGUUUGAUUUUCAUGGAUAUGCAUUGAGAAAAACCACUGUCAGAGCGUAUCUUGACUUGCUAAGAGUAGAAGAUCGUAUCCGGUCUCAUCCGUACUUUUCCAAAGCAGCCAAGAGUGCUAUACGUGCUUAUAUUGAGCUGUUUGAUGGUCCCGCACCCAUCACCAUGACCAGAGAUGGUGUUGAUUUGUCUAAUAUGAACGAAUCUGAGCGCAAAAAGGCACUUCGCAAAGCUCGUAAAGCCGAACUUAAAAGCCAAGCAGACCAAAACACUUCUGUGACUACAGCCAGGACAAAUACAACUCACUCGAAAGACAAUGCCAAUGGCAACGCUAACAAUAAGAAAAAGUUGCCUGUAGAUCCUGAUCCUGAAGGCAAAAAACUAACUGACGACGUAGAUUUUAUGGCAGAAGCUACCAAGUUUUUAAAGCCACUGCAUGAACUGUUGCCUUUUGAUAUGGAUGGAUGGAAUUUGGGCUUUCAGGUCUACAUGCGCAAAGAAAAAUACCUGCGUGCCCUUGCAUGUCUUGUUCACGCACACAAGAUCGAUGCCUCUCACCCCAAUGUUCACCGCAACAUUAUAAUGCUUCAACGCGAGGUCAUUGCAGAAACUGCUCGUUCAGAAGACAAGAAAAUGGAUACACGUGUUUUAACUGUCAUCAAUCAGAGUCUUUCUACAUUGUUCGAGUCUGUCGAAUGCAAAGACAUUCCAGCCACUUUAGCCAAACUUGAGCUAUUUAACAAAUCCUUUUUGGAAUCGCACUCCAACUCUGUGCCGCAUAGACUUGCUGCUGCAGAGUGUGUUGUUUUACUUAAAAAUGACGCUACUUCUGAAGCUGCGACUAUUUUGAAAGGUGUUGGAUCUCAAUAUAUAGAUGGGUUUACUCUCGAGGUUGCGGUAAAUGUUGCCAACACACUAAAAUCUGUCAUGAAGGACAUGGAUGCUUUGGCUGCAUUCAAAAAGAUUGCUUUGAAGACUUUUCCUUUGGCCGUUUGUCUGAAAUGAAUUCACCACAGCUGUAUUGACGU